Molecule: messenger RNA, 6076 nt
Organism: Schistocerca gregaria
Lineage: Eukaryota; Metazoa; Arthropoda; Insecta; Orthoptera; Acrididae
Gene: in
Product: protein inturned
Exons: 22
Coding region: 404-3295 (963 amino acids)
Biological process (GO): vesicle-mediated transport; establishment of planar polarity; cilium assembly
Cellular component (GO): cilium; cytoplasm
Molecular function (GO): protein binding
Source: RefSeq, a predicted model, not a curated record
UUAUCUCUGAUGGUAGUACUUUGACAGCUGUUGUGUUUUGUUUAUGUUUGGGGCAGUUGUGUGGAGGCGUGGGUGCUUGUCGUUGAAGUUGAUGAUUUGUUGUUAAUUGUAUGUUUGAAUAUAGCUAUGUGUAUGGGUGUUUCGUAUAGGCAUGUGUCAGUAAGUUAUUGGUGAACAAGUCCAGUCAGUUGAUGUAGUAGAUGGGGAGAAAUCAGCUGUGAUUUUAGUUAAUAACACACCUGACACUGAUUCUGGAACAGAUGGAAAAUAAUUGCGGUGAGCGGUAACACAGUGUGGAGUUCGUAUCUAAGGUGCAAAUCCUAUGGGGCUGUUGCUUCUCCAUUGUGCGUUGUUUUUUCCUUAUUCUCGGUAGUGAAAAUUACCCUGCAAUGUGAGUGUUGCAAUGGAUAACAUGGGAGAAAAUGAUUCUCUGAUAAUAAAAGAAUAUUUGUCACUAAAUGGACAGUGCUUGGGGGAAACCAGUACUAGUUCGGGGGAAUCAUGUAAUAAUGUUGUUGAUUGGUGGAACGAAAGUGGUUCAGACACAGUUUCGAGUGCAAGUUCAUAUACUGAUUCCGAAUAUGAUGGGUCGUUAUUGGAAUGGGAAACAGAGAUAAAUGGAAAAGGGGAAGUUUUCUUUGUGGAAUCUCUGUGCACAUCAGAAAGUGGUAAUAGUACCUCCUUGACCAUGAUCGCAAAAUCAGAUAGUAGAGAGAGUAUUCCACAACACGCAACUCGACGGAGUACCAAAAGUAAACUUGCUCGAUUGAUUAAGCAUCGAAGUAGUAAGCGGCUCAGACGGAAGAGUGCAAAAAUCUCAUCAUCUUUGCCAUCUACCCCCAGAGAAGUAACUGUUACACAAGAAUAUUCCAACAGCAAAGUGACAUUCCAGGACUGGCAGCAAGGAGAGAUUCGAGAGGUGACAAUCCCAGUGAAUGGAAGAAUGGUCCACAAUCUUGGACGACGUGCCACUUUGUCUGAAAUGUUACUGGGUUUAACGACUAGUAAAUUUGGUGAUGGCACUCGAGUUAUGGUUGCUGGAUUCAUCCCAAAUGGUGAAGCUGCCAAACACUGUGGUAUUAAAAUUGGUGACUGGUUACAGAGUAUUAAUGGUCAGGAGGUCAAUGGACAAACACUUGAUGCAGUUCUGUCAGCAGUGAAGCCCCCUUGUGAGGUCACUUUAACACUCCAACGUAUAGCAGGUUACGAAGUCACUAUAGAUGAAUAUCAGGAUAACCAGAGAAAGGGUCGGAGGCAGUCAGAAUUAGUGCGCCGGCUAACAGGAGUAGAUCCUCCACCACCACUUAUUGGACAUCCAGUAGCUGUGCUUUACAUGUCUGUAACAAAUGAGAUGGACUCGAGACCAGAAGACACUGACAGAAGUCAUGCACUGAUCUAUUGUUUCCCUGCACAAUCAUCUCCUUCACAACAGGAUACAUUCGUUGCAGCCCGGGGUGCCUUCAUUACUCUGUGUCACCUUUUCCCAAAUGCUGGUGCCUCGACACCUACCAGUUCCAGUGUUAUGGUCAAUGAUGAACUGGUACACAUUUUGUAUUCACCACACAAUGAUGGACUAUUGCUGCUGGCUGUGCCUGAUAGUAGGUGUCCAUUGUGGGAAGCACACCAGCUUCUGGCAGAUAUUAUUCGUAACCUUGAAUUUUGUUAUAAGACAGUGCCUAGAGCCUUCUCAGAUGAAGCUAAUCUUCAGGCCUUGGAUGAUUUCUUCGCACUGUUCUUCAUGCGCAUUCUCACCGGUGGCAAGUGGCCAGCUGAGAGAGCUUCCCCAAUGUUGCAGGAUGAAAAUCCAUGCAUGAUUUCAGCAAAAUUUGAAGAACUGCUUACUGUAGCACAUUGGUUGACGGUGCCUCAUCAUAUACAGGUACAGAUAGACAACUUGCUGAGUCAUAUGGAAGCCAAUGAUUUUGGAGAUAUGAAUGAAGAUUUUGACCACCAGCAGAGAUUAUAUACAAUCAUAGGAUCAUGCUAUUAUCACAAGGGACACUUACUUACGUGGCACAUAGAACAAUGUAUACUGGUCCACAUUCACACAUUUUUACGACAGCAUUGCUUGCUGGAACUCAACCAUAGAGAAGCAGUGCUUUCACUUCUGGUGUGGAGGGAAGUCUUUUUACCAAUAACAGCACCUCCUGGAGCUCGUCAUUUCCUUUUAUGUGCAGGACAGGGUCAUGACUUACUUGUGGUCUUGCUUGAAUCAGGAGGCUGUGCCCUGACGGCAAUGGAAAAAACAGGCCCAGAUGUGUGCUAUGUGGAAAUGGCCCAGGAGGUACUACAUUCCAUCCAGAAGACUGGUAUUUCUUCAGUUGCUUCCAAAUGGUUAUCUGCAAAUUGCCGUCCACAAAUUACAACACCGGAUCUAUUGCUGUCUAAUAAAGCCUCUCGAAAAGCAGAGAACUUCCUUGGUUUUGUCAAGCAGCUAGAUUCUUUGACACCAACAAAAGCAUCAUCAGUAACAGGUAACAGUUUUGUAUUACCGAAGAAGCAGCCAGAAGUUACAUCGAUCUUAAAAAGGCGAAGCAGUCCAGACAAAGGUUAUGGGUACAUGUCUUCAGGUGUGUCACUACAAGGCUCUACAUCAGAAGACUCAGCUAGUCAGGCAACAAGUGUCAUGAGUGAAAUGAGUGAUGAGUCAGCUCCCAUUUUGGGUCGGAGAGCUGAAAGAGAACGUAUAACAAGACAUGGCAGUGUAGACAGAUUUUCUGAAUCACCUUCAGAACAAUCAGAAGAGUCGGAAUCUGACUGGGAGGAACAUGUCACUGAGGGCAGUCCUUAUGAUCCAACAUCAUUUGGAAAGCCUGUAGCAUUGGAAAUGGAUGAUAUCAUACCAUCAAAACUAACUACAGGAGAUGAUAAUGUGUUGUUCCAUUAUGUUGAUCUUAACAUCUGUGAAGGUGUUCUCUUAUCGCCUUCAGUUUUCAGUGAACAGAUGCAAUCACAAAAGAUGCAGGAGAUUCUCACAAACUUUAAACUCAGCAGCCAAGCUAUCCACAAACUUCUACAAAACACUGUUUCAUUCAAGAAACUCAUGAAUCAAGAAAUAAACAAGGCCAUCAUAAACAAAGCAUUGGUUGCUAUUAAAGAAUGUGGCAUGUUGUUUGAGAUGAACAUGCAGCAGUCACAAAAUGGAAGAAAAUCAGCAUCCACAAUGACAUACUGGGUUGUAGGGAGGCUGUUUUUCACUCCGCAUCCCCGAGAAGUUUAUGUGUGUUAUCAAGACUGUACAUCGCAGAACAUGGUGGAAAUUGCAUUCAGACUUGCACUUAGUGCCGCUGGUUGAAUUGUGUGUGAAUAGGGUUACAUUGUACCAGCUACUGAUCCAAGGAAGUGCCUUACACAUAUAUGAAACCAACACUUUUACAAACACUCAAAGGAUUACAUUUCAUGAAUGUUAUAUGUAAAUAAAGGCUGUUUUGUGUAAAAAAAAUUAUAAACAUUUUCAGUAUAAAAAAAUGUUUGUUUCUAAAUGCGUGCAUGUAAAUUCAAUUUCCAGAAAUUUGGAGACAUUGGGCUGCUGAAAGUUUUGUAAAACCAACAUUUCUCAAUAGAUAAGAAAUUAGCAUGUCUUCUGUAUGCAACAAACUGAUAAUACGAUUAUUAUUGUGAUGUAAGACUCAUUGCCAACAUGCCACACAUUUAAUGCAGUUAAUAAUAAGUAUAGCUGCCAAAAAGUUGCCUGAUUCACUGACUGGAAAUGUCACUGUGGAGAUCCUUGAUUUCAGGAAGUCCAUGAAGAUGAGAUGUGUAGAAAGUAUUAAAUAUGAACAAGAAGCAUGUUAAGCACAGACAGAAAAACUCUUGAAAUAUAUACCUGUGGAUGUAAGUAAUGUAAUAAGGCUGUCCAGAGAAUGACAAAUCUGUGGAGGGUUGUAUGUAGAACUCGGAAGUCUUUGUCCAGUCCACAUACCAAGUAGAGGAAUGAUGUCAAGAAUAAAAGUGUGCUCUUUGUGAAAACUGGACACACAAUACAUUGAAAUUCUAAAUGCUUAUAUCACAUAUAAAAGUCAUUUCUGAAUACAAAAAAAGUAUUUCCACAUGUUCUCACAUUUUUGCAGCUAUUUGUAAUGUUGUCAAUGAGUGUCCUUCAAAUACUCCACACUGUUUAAAAUACAAACACUGAUCAAUACAGAACAGCUUGAGAAUUGCACACUGAAAGAAUAUUGUACCAAUGGACUGCAAAAGACACACUGACGUUACAUGUAUCUUUUGUUAUACUGAGAAGAAGGGGGCAGAGUCAUUGAUGAAGUGACCAUUGAGAUUGGUCUCAUGGAGAAUUAUUUUCAUGAUAGUUCUUCCAAUUAUCCUGGUUGUAUAAUCUGUGUCUAACAUAUAUCUGUGAUUAGAAGCAUGAUGGUUCUCAUAAUUUUUGCUAGUUAACACCACCACACCAACUGUCAGAAGAGAAAUUUCAUUGAAUUCUCCCACAGACAUUAUAAUCAGGGUAUGGUUGUACAGAUCAUACAUUCCAAUUUGGAUUUAACCAUGUUUGCAGAAUCCUGCCAUGAGCAUUUCCACUGAAAAGCCAAAGAAACUGGUACACAUGCCUAAUAUCAAGUAGGGUACCUGUGAGCAUGCAGAAGUGUCACAGCACAACAUGUCAUGGAUUCGACUAAUGUCUGAAGUUGUGCUGGAAAGAAUUGACACAAUGAAUCCUGCAGAGCUGCCCAUAAAUCCAUAAGAGUACGAGGGGUUGGAGAUCUCCUCUGAACAGCAUGUUGCAAGACAUCCCAGAUGUGCUCAAUAAUGUUCACGUCUGGGAAGUUUGGUGGCCAGCAGAAGUGUUAAAAUCAGAAGAGUGUUCCUGGAGCCACUAUGUAGCAAUUCAGUAUACGUGAGAUGUCGCAGUGUCCUGCUGGAAUUUCCCAAGAGUGUCACAAUGCACAAUGGACAUUAAUGGAUGCAGGUGAUCAUACAGGGUGCUUAUGUACGUGUCAUAUGUCAGAGUCGUAUCUAGACAUAUUACUCCAGCUGCACAUGCCUUCACCUGCUUGAACAGUCCCCUGCUGGCAUGCACGGUCCAUAGAUUCUUGAGGUUGUCUACAUACCUGUACACAUCUGCCUGCUCAAUACAAUCUGAAAUGAGACUCGACCGACCAUGCAACAUGUUUCCAUUCAUCAACAGUCCAUUGUUGGUGUUGAUGGGCUCAGGUGAGGUGUAAAGAUUUGUGUCAUGCAGUCAUCAAGGCUCCAAAACCCCAUAUUGAUGAUAUUUCAUUGAAUGGUUCACAUGAUAACACUUGUUGAUGGCCCAGCAUUGAAAUCUGCAGCAAUUUGCAGAAGGGUUGCACUCCUAUCAGGUUGAACAAUUGUCUUCAGUCGUCGUUGGUCCCAUUCUUGCAGGAUCUUUUUCCGGCCACAGCGAUGCCGGAGAUUUGAUGUUUUACCGAAUUCCUGACAUUCAUGGUACACUCACGAAAUUGUCAUAUGGGAAAAUACCCACUUUAUCGCUGCCUUAGAGAUGCUAAGUCCCAUCACUCAUGCACCGACUAUUACACAAUGUUCAAAUUCACUUAAAUCUAGGCUUUGCCUACUGCAGGGCCAUAUUCUGCCUGUUUACUUAUCCCUGUAUUUAAAUACGCAUGCCUAUACGAGUCUCUUUGGUGUGUCAGUUUAUUUUGAUACAUUGGUACAGAAAGUGAAUAACAGCAGCAAAAACGUUUUUGUUUUUUUAUUAAUAUUAUCCCUUUUGACAUACUGGAAGGCAAAUACAGAAUCAGAACAUGCUAAUAUAUUCCAAAUGAACAUCACUAGUUCAGUGAAAUGUUCUGACUCACUAUUUAGUGCACAAAUACAUGAUAGCAGAUUUACUACAUUAUGUGUUUUGUCGGGUACCCAUUAUGGGAAAAAUUAUACCAGCAAUAUAUUUUGUUAAAAAUUUGAUGGGUAUGUUAAUUUUUUCGUGUUGCAAAAGAGUCCCAUGUUAUGUUUUCUUCAGUUUUCAUAUAUGUAUCAUAAAUUAUUCACAUUGUUAAUAUUUCUAAUUAAUUAAUUUAUUUAUUAACCAGAUGAUUCUCAUUGCAGUACAAAUGUAAUUGUAGGUAAUAAACAACCUUUUUACUUU